AUGCACAACUCUGACUCGGACGAGAUCGAGACCCGCCCAGAUGGCGGCCUUGAGCUGGGAAACACCUCCAUGAACACCCUGGAAGUGGUCGAAGGGUGUUUAUUCUCAAUCCUGGUGGGUAUGCUUGGCGGCGAUUCCUACGUGCUGCCAACUUCUGCUGCUCAACAGAUCAACGCGCUUUUCCUCCAGUGCUGGGACAACAAUACCGAUUCGGCUUACGAAAUCCGCGAGAAUUUCUUGAAACUGCUCUGGCAUAUGGUUAUUACCUUGAUCGAGCAAACUCCUCACACUUAUGCAGCUCAGCGUACCAUGGUACACCUGAUUCUGGAGCUGCAAAAGAUACCCGAAGACGAAGCUCGGAUCGCGAGUGGAAACUUGAUCCUACCAUGGAAACAGCUAUGCGGUCUGAAUUCGAGCAUGGAAGACUACCUUCGAUACAAUGGAAUCUUUGGUCGCUUCGUCGAUGCUCAAGCAGUCGAGAGCUGGACCAAUCUCCAUGCCUUCACAGCCACUCUGUUCGGUCGAGGACUGAUGCACUGGAGAUACAUAGGCAUCAUGGUGUUCCACGACACUCUAGAGCAAAACAGCACGGGUAAAAACCAGGAAGCCAAUAUCCAGGCCAUGGCUCAGUGGAUCCGCCACGCCGGGGAAGCCAUGUUCCUCACAUUGCGGCAGCGAGAGCCCAUCAGCGAUCUACACGGCGUUGGCACGACUGGUGAACUCUACUGGGGAGAAGCUGGAUUCUGCCCGGAGAGAUGGUCGUUCUGGAUCAAGCAGGUGUUUAAGCUGGCACAAGUCGCCCCGGAGCACCUCAGACCGCUGGUACUCAGUUCCGCACACCGGAUGGUCGAUAUUUCGGUUCUGGGCGCCGCAAGUCUCAUGUAG
Messenger RNA from Penicillium brasilianum, 885 nucleotides. Lineage: Eukaryota; Fungi; Ascomycota; Eurotiomycetes; Eurotiales; Aspergillaceae. The record is from the annotation of a GenBank genome assembly.